Lolium perenne is the source of this 2278-nucleotide messenger RNA. RefSeq lists its product as uncharacterized. NCBI's taxonomy places the organism in Eukaryota, Viridiplantae, Streptophyta, Magnoliopsida, Poales, Poaceae. Gene Ontology annotation, molecular function: ATP binding; protein kinase activity. Gene Ontology annotation, biological process: protein phosphorylation. The record is from RefSeq and is a predicted model, not a curated record.
CAGCACUCUUCCUUCGUAAGUGCCAUCACCAUUCUGCAGACUGCAGUAAAGAAACGAAGUUGGGCCUCGCUCUCGCCCCUAGCUUGCUACUCUACGAUGGCGGGAAAAGGUAAGGAAUCUGCAUGGUCUCACCAACCGGCGUCGUCUUCGGCGUUCACGUCGAAGACGAGCAAGACCAAGCUUCAACAAACUGACACCGCUCACCCGACCUCAAGUCUCUCAGGAGCUCAUCUGACCUCAUCAGGGGCGUCGCACUCAGCAACUCAUGGGAACACAUCAGGGCCACCGCUCUACUCGACAGAUCAGAAAACGAUGUGCUCAUCAGGGGCGCCGCCAAUCUCAGGAACCCACGGGAACUCAGCAGUGUCAUCCUUGUACUCGAACGUGGAGAAGACGGCGAAGUCAUUGGCCUCGAUGCUCCCUGACCCGAUCGCGAUGGCGAGGAGUUACACCAUUUCAGGGCCAAACUUCCAAUCAGGCUAUCAGAAUCCGCAAGGCAGCAACACGAGCAACACGGCCGUCACAGGGCUGAAACUCCAGCUUGAAAAGGAAAAGAAGUCCGCUGCAAACUUACGAGGAGAGCUUGGCAGGGAGAGAGAUGAGGUGGUAAGAUUAAAAGGACUGCUGCUUAAAAAGGAGGCGGGAUGUAAAGCAGAUCAUAUAACAGAGCUUAAAACGCUGAAAGAUGCCAACCACAGAUUAUCAGGCCAGCUUACGGAGGAGAGAGAUGCUGUGCGGGCGUUCAAAACAGAGCUUAGAACACAGAAAGAUGCAGCCCACAGGUUGAAGACUCAGCUUACACUGGAGCAACUCCAACUUGAAAAAGAGAGAGCGGCCAUCAAAAGCAUGCGAGGGGAGCUUCAAACCAAGGGAGCUGAGGUGUUACGGUUAAAAGGACUACUACUUAUAAAGGAGACGGAAGUCGGGUGGGCGUUGAAAGCAGAGCAUAAGACAGAGCUUAAAAAGCUAAAAGAUGCCGUCGACAGGUUAUCAGGUCAGCUUAAAGAGGAGAGAGAUGCGGUGCAGGCGUUAAGAACAGAGCUUAAAACAGAGAAAGAUGCGGUCCACAGGUUGAAAACUGAGCUUGCACUGGAGCAUCAACGCACUCCGGUGUCGCUUCAAAAGAAGGACCAAGAACUUAUCAGCAUGAGGAAACAGCUAGGAGAAGCAGAGUCAAACCUUAAAAGUUCAGUUGAGUCUUGGAAAGAGCUACAAAUAUCAUAUGACGAACUCAACAGAAAGAAAGAAGAACUCAUUAGGUCGAAAACUAUGGCGGAAGUUUAUGAAUAUUACCGCCGAUGGAGCGAGGAUCAAUCUAGCAGGUCACUUGGCAUGAAAAAGUAUGAUUCUUGGCAGCUUGAGAUGGCAGUGAACAGGGCAAGCAAGGAGUCUACUGGGAAGACCAGAUGUGGCGCCGUGUAUAAUUCGGAACUUGACCACAAGGAAGUAGCCAUUGAAAUUCUCAAUAACAAAAGCUACCAAAGGCAGCAAGAUUUCAAUCAAAAGGUUGAUACCCUCACAAAUAUCAGGCAUCCAAACUUGGUCAGUUAUAUAGGAGAAUAUGAAAAGAAAUACGCACUCAUCUGUGAACAUUUACCUGACGGCACACUUCAAGAUCGGCUUGUUAACAAGAGGCAAACUUCAUGGGAAGAAAGAAUUAGAAUAUCUGCUAGCAUAUGCUCCACUCUUUUGUUCCUCCAUAACAUGAAGCCUAGUCCGGUCAUUCACGGCGAUCUUGAAGCACAAAACAUCUCUUUCGAUGCAGACAACGUAUGCAAGCUCAGUGUUUUCGGAAUGUCCUAUUCAACGCAACACACCACCACCACCACCACCAACAACAACAACAACAUAGUUCCCUCAAUUCAGUCGGACAUAUCGGCUUUUGGUAUUGUGUUGCUGCAGAUAGUUACAGGGCAAGCAGAAAAGGAUUUGGUGAGAAAGGAGGUACUUAAGAUGGGAGAUCUUAAUCAGUUCCAGGAGAAGGAUAUAGGGUGGCAGAGGGAAGUGCUUAGAAAUAAAAAGAUUGUGGAUGAUAAGUUAGAUAACUGGCCAACCGAAGAUGCUGUGAAGAUGCUGGUAUUGGGCCUCAGAUGCAGCCACCCGGAAGAGAAUGAGCGUCCAGACCUCGCAACUGAAGUUUGGACUCAAAUAUCGUCCAUGAAACGGGGUGCGUCCGAAAGCCAGGGGAGACCAGGAGGCCUAUUCGGACGAUAAAAUCCAAGUGCCUUAUACUUGUACAUGGUGUUUUAGUUUCCUUUCCUAAGUGUGUCUUGGAACA